AAAAAAAAAGUGAUCCGAAAGAGAACCAAAGUUAUCGACAUAGCCCAAAGGAUCAGUAAGCUUGUUUCACUUGAUACUUCGCCCCGAUUACAAAUUCACCAUGCCACGAAAAUUCCCAUUUUCUCCCAUUUGGGGGAAGAUUGGAAUGAAUCGAAAUGCCUCUCUCCCCAUUUUAGGAAAAUGGACGGUUAGAAGAAACAAACAGCCUAUCCCUUUACACCCGGGAUGAAACGAGCGUGCGUUUAACUUUUAAAAAAUUCUGGCGCCAAACCGUUUGCUUUUUGCGAACGCAACCGGCAUCGAUCUAUCGUGAGGGUAUCUCGCUUGCGCUAACUAAAUCGCGAGGCCCAUGCGGGCGGCCAGUGUCCUGCGAGCCUUGGUGGGAGAUGACGACGUGUUUUGACUCUCGCAGCGUCACCGGACAAGAGAUGAAUGACGGUCAAAUUUCACAAAUCUUGGGUGACGGAAACCUUUCCAAAAUUGAAGAUUUUGGUGAAGAUGACGAUAAUUUUCAACGUAAUGUCCUGAAAAAUCUCAAUUUCGAGGAAAUAUUCUCUGGCAUGGAAUCCGAAGAAGAACCCGAGUUUGGAGACUCUCCAAUCGGGAUGAGGCCGUCUGUGGUUCUCCAUUUGAGUAAAAUUGUCCCACCUGGAAGCUGUAUCUGCCAUGAUAGGUUUUUUACUACUGUCGCAUUGAUCGAAGAGCACAAGAGGAAUCUUCAUGGCACUGGAACGAUAAUGAUGAUCCGGAUCCCUGAUCGUGUUGCAAUUAAAUUCAACACUGAUGCUAGGAUGGCUAAGCAGGAAAAACAUUUUGCCCUUAUUGGAUUUUCGUUUAAUAUAGCCGACGGAUUUUCAAGUAAUCCAUCCAAAGAACGCCGAAUGUCCAGUGAUAUUGAGAAUGAUCCGCCAGUGGAAAAUGAUUUUUCAGUUCGAAGAUACUACAGGUCAGCAAAUAAACCUUCUGAAGCAAAAAGAUAUGACGGUUAUGAGCAUUUCCCGGUAUUUGGUGAAAUAAAAGCUCCAAGAAUGAGUCGACAUGAAACUUGUGGCAGCCGCACGAAGAUACGAUGCGAAAAAUGUGAUACAUACUUGUGCAUUUCCCGUGGGAAAGACUGUUUUAAGUCAUAUCAUCAAGAACCAUAAUUUUGAUAGUUCCUUUUUGUGAUUAAAUAAUAUUAAUUAGUUUCAGCUGUAGAAGUCCUUUGGUUUUUAUGACUUUUGUUACCAAAGCUGUUUUUUUAAGAAUUAAGGAUUCCAUAGUAAGUUUAAUAAUGUGGACUGAUUCUAGAAUGGGUGAUUAAAGUAAUAAGCUCCCAAACAUUUAUAUAUCAGUUUAAUUUUCCAUCCAACUAUCAAGAUAAACAUUCUAUUUAAAUUACCCUCACGAUCGUGAGUAGUCAAGUUGUACCUGAAACUCACGAUCGUGAGGGUUAACUCCUGGGUUAACUAUAAACCUGAGAUUUUUUUCAGUAUUUUUUCGAAGCCCCUACGGCUCUACAGAAUGGUAUAAAAACCAUUACAUAGACGAUUUCAAAAUAAAAAUCUAUCGGGUGUAAAGGGCUAUGUCAUACCUUCCUUCAGCUAUCUCCGUCACGAUUGCUCAAUGCGAGUUGGUGAUUUUAACUUUUAAUUAUAAAUUAUAAAUGCAGGUUUCCUCGCAAUGUUUUCCUUCAGCGAUUGUCAGUGGUUUCUAAAUAAUGUUAUACUCUAUACAGUAUAGCCUUUCUGUCACCAAUAAUGAAUAGCCCGUUGUAACAAACAAACAUAUUAAAAAGCUUAAACAUAGAAUUUAGAUUUGUGUCUACUAGGCUUUGAGCAUGUUUGGGAAUAAAAAUUCAGGAUUUAUGAAUUGUUUUAUUUAAUAAAUAAAUUACGGAAAUUAGCAUAGUACAACAAAGACAAAAUCUUGAAACAACGAAUUUAUUCGAAAACUAUGUUACAGUGUGUAAUAGUUAUGCAAUAAAAUAAUAUAUUGUGCUCCAAAUAAUGUAUUUAAUUUAUAAGAAAAAUCAUUGUGUCAUCAAAACACAAACAUGCAUAGUACAUUAAUAAUAAUAAUAAUCAAAAUUGAUUAAGUAAACAUUAUAUUAUGAAUUCAAAUGUUUUUUGAUUGACACUUGUAAGCAUAAACGUAAAUCACUACUAUUUCUAAUAAAAAUUAUUAGAUAGGUAUUAUUGGUAAGGAUGGUAUAAGAAAUACAAAGCACCA
Messenger RNA from Spodoptera litura, 2211 nucleotides. RefSeq lists its product as uncharacterized. Lineage: Eukaryota; Metazoa; Arthropoda; Insecta; Lepidoptera; Noctuidae. The record is from RefSeq and is a predicted model, not a curated record.